Molecule: messenger RNA, 1194 nt
Organism: Phragmites australis (common reed)
Lineage: Eukaryota; Viridiplantae; Streptophyta; Magnoliopsida; Poales; Poaceae
Product: tryptophan synthase alpha chain-like
Exons: 8
Coding region: 186-1013 (275 amino acids)
Biological process (GO): L-tryptophan biosynthetic process
Cellular component (GO): cytosol; chloroplast
Molecular function (GO): tryptophan synthase activity
Source: RefSeq, a predicted model, not a curated record
CCAGUACACGUCACACCUGGCCUUCGCAAAUCACAACCAGGCUUCCUCCUCUGUGUCUGCUGCUGUCGCCGCCGCCGACGAGUCCACCUCGUCGCCGGCUACCUCGUCCCCCUCCCCCCCCCCCCCGUUCCCCGAGGAGGCAGCGCUCGGCGUGGGUCUCGGCCUGGGCAGCGGUCGCGGCGCCCAUGGCUGGCAGCGAUGGUGCGGUCACCGGCAAGCGUCGCGUCGCGGAGACCUUCUCCAGGCUCAGGGAGCAGGGCAAGACUGCAUUCAUCCCGUUCAUCACCGCGGGUGACCCUGACUUGGCAACCACAUCAAAAGCAUUGAAGAUCCUCGAUUCUUGUGGUUCGGAUGUGAUUGAGCUCGGCGUACCAUACUCAGAUCCAUUGGCUGAUGGGCCAGUAAUUCAGGCUUCUGCAACGCGAGCACUUAAGAAAGGCACUACGCUCGUUUCUGUCAUAGAGAUGCUGAAGGGGGUUAUACCUGAGCUGUCUUGCCCUAUAGUUCUCUUCACAUACUACAAUCCAAUUCUAAAGCGUGGGGUGCGAAACUUCAUGGCUACUAUCAAACAAGCUGGAGUACAUGGCCUUGUAGUGCCUGAUCUUCCGUUGGAGGAGACAACGUUGUUGAGGAGCGAGGCCAUUAUGCAUAACAUAGAGCUGGUGCUGCUUACAACACCAACUACACCAACAAAAAGGAUGAAGGAAAUUGCAGAAGCUUCAGAAGGCUUUGUUUAUCUUGUGAGUGCUAUUGGAGUUACAGGCGCACGCUCAAAUGUAAACUCACGUGUAGAACAUCUUCUUCGGGAGAUCAAGCAGGUUACAGACAAACCUGUGGCUGUUGGCUUCGGCGUAUCAAAACCAGAGCAUGUGAAGCAGAUUGCAGGUUGGGGAGCAGAUGGUGUGAUCAUUGGCAGCGCAAUUGUUAGACAGUUGUGUGAAGCUGCUACUCCUGAAGAAGGACUGAAAAGGCUAGAGGAGUACACCAAGAAUAUCAAGGCCGCUAUGCCAUGAGAUAAUCACUCCCAUCACGAGCAAGCUAAUUAGAACAUAACAGAAUAGUGGUUUUAGCGGUAGUCUGGUCAAGGAUUUAGGAUCCAUGUAGCAUCUAGUGUUCUUUAGUAUUUCUCCAGUGGUGAGAAGAACUCUAUCAUUGCCUAGAACGCAAGAUGAAUAAAGGUGGUAAUUUGGAAAA